AUGGAGAAUCUAGAGCAAGAGAACAGAGAGCUUAAGGAUGAGAUUGCUAGAAUCACAUCUUUGAUGGAGUUUGUGAAUGCUGCUCAGAAUCAACCAUCUUCGCCUCCUGCAACUUCUCCUCCUCAGAGGACUGUUAUUUCAGAGAUUGCUUCAACGUCUAUGCAUGUGGUAGCUAGCCAGUAUGCGCCUGCCAUGCCUGGGUAUGCUCCAACCUUUGCUUCUAUGCCGACAUCUAGCCCGGUCUUGUGUGUACCUCCUCCUAUUGUGCAUACUCUACCUCGUGUCAAGGAAAUCGUCUAUCAUUCUGAGCCUUCUGAAGGCCCCGAUGUUUAUGAGAAGAUGGACGAGAUAAAAGAUCAAUUUCUAGAGCUACGAAAGGAAUUGAAGACCUUAAGAGGGAAAUAUUUGUUCGGUAAAAGUGUUGUUGAGUUAUGCUUAGUGCCUGAUAUUAAGAUCCCAGUGAAGUUCAAGGUCCCAGACUUUGAAAAGUAUAAGGGGAAUACCUGCCCUUUGAGUCAUCUUGUUAUGUAUGCUCGAAAGAUGUCUACUCAGACCGACAAUGAUCAACUACUCAUUCAUUACUUCAAAGACAGUCUAACUGGUGUUGCACUCAGAUGGUAUAUGGGAUUGGAUAAUGCCAAUGUUCGUAAUUUUAAUGACUUGGGUGAGGCCUUUGUUAAACAAUACAAGUAUAAUGUUGAUAUGGCUCCGGAUCAGGAUCAAUAG
Molecule: messenger RNA, 726 nt
Organism: Lathyrus oleraceus (garden pea)
Lineage: Eukaryota; Viridiplantae; Streptophyta; Magnoliopsida; Fabales; Fabaceae
Exons: 2
Coding region: 1-726 (241 amino acids)
Source: RefSeq, a predicted model, not a curated record